CCCAUCAGCCCUCGCUCCAAACUCCCCGGAAGAAAACCUGCGCGUUAUUUUUCUGCUUCCUCUUUCCGUCAGCGGAGUUUAGUUUCAGGAUGGGACGUGUGAUCAGAGGGCAGAGAAAAGGUGCAGGUUCUGUGUUCAAAGCCCACGUGAAGCACAGGAAAGGAGCUGCCAAACUCCGGCAUGUCGACUUCGCGGAACGCCACGGCUACAUAAAGGGAAUAGUCAAGGAUAUCAUCCAUGACCCUGGCCGUGGCGCUCCCUUGGCCAAAGUGGUCUUCCGUGACCCUUACCGCUUCAAGAAGAGGACUGAGCUGUUCAUCGCUGCCGAGGGCAUCCACACCGGACAGUUCAUCUACUGCGGCAAGAAGGCUCAGCUGAAUAUCGGUAAUGUCCUGCCCGUGGGCACUAUGCCAGAGGGAACCAUCAUCUGCUGCCUGGAGGAGAAGCCCGGUGACAGGGGCAAGUUGGCCCGGGCUUCAGGAAACUACGCCACAGUCAUCUCCCACAACCCCGAGACCAAAAAGUCCAGAGUGAAACUGCCGUCAGGCUCCAAGAAGGUCAUCUCCUCCGCUAACAGAGCCGUUGUCGGCGUGGUUGCUGGAGGGGGUCGUAUUGACAAGCCCAUCCUGAAGGCUGGUCGUGCCUACCACAAGUACAAGGCCAAGAGGAACUGCUGGCCUCGCGUGCGUGGUGUGGCCAUGAACCCUGUGGAGCAUCCGUUUGGUGGCGGUAACCAUCAGCACAUCGGCAAACCCUCAACGAUUAGACGGGACGCACCUGCUGGUCGUAAAGUCGGUCUCAUCGCUGCCCGCCGUACAGGCCGGCUGCGUGGAACAAAGACCGUCCAGGAGAAGGAGAACUAAUAUGUUGGUAAUAAAAAUGUUUCAAAAC
Thalassophryne amazonica is the source of this 891-nucleotide messenger RNA. RefSeq names its product ribosomal protein L8 (gene rpl8). The transcript has 6 exons. The record is from RefSeq and is a predicted model, not a curated record. Gene Ontology annotation, cellular component: ribosome; cytosolic large ribosomal subunit. NCBI's taxonomy places the organism in Eukaryota, Metazoa, Chordata, Actinopteri, Batrachoidiformes, Batrachoididae. Gene Ontology annotation, molecular function: structural constituent of ribosome; RNA binding. The coding region runs from base 90 to 863 and encodes 257 amino acids. Gene Ontology annotation, biological process: cytoplasmic translation.